GGGGAAUUGAUUAACGGUCACAUCGUGCAACAUGGAUGAAGAGGACGACUUUUACGGCGGGAGUCUGGUUGAUUCCGAGUCAGACUUCGUGGAUGACUCUGGGUCGGACGAUGAAGAAGAAGAAGAAUCGGAAGCUGAAGACAUUGAAUUGCCUCAGGGUGUUCAAGCAGAGAUUGACACUGAUUUCAAGUCCAUCCAUUUCCUUUGACACAGUUUUGCGUAUCUGAGUGUGAGAUGCAGCCGACUAGUGAGCAACAUUCGCAUGACAGACGAUGUCUCAAACGCAGCGAUGCUCCAUCGAGAAUGGGACUUCAAUAUCGCCCAACAGGAUGCAGAAUUUCGUGAUGAUCUUCGCGAAGCUUCUGGGAUAGGGAAGAAAAAAGGCAGGAAGCGCGGCCGUCAACACGGUCCGGUACUCUCCCAUCAAGUGCGCGCUCUAAUAGGUGAAGGAAAUCAAGCAUAUGUCGAUGGAAACAUCCCAGAUGCAAUACGAAUUAUGCAGGAAGUCAUUCGCAUUGAGCCUCGAGCGUCAUCUGCGUGGUCUGUUAUUGCUCAAUGCUAUGAAGAUUCCAAUGAGCCAAAGAAGGCCCUUCAACUACGUAUCAUGGCUGCACAUCUUCGACCCGAUGCGGAUGAAUGGGAGAGACUAGCUGCACAAUCAAGAGAUUUAGGCUAUAAUCAACAAGCCCUAUAUUGCUACAGCAAAGUAUAUAGUCUUGACCCGACGAACGUCGAUGCACUUUGGGACCGUGCUUCCUUGGCAAAAGAAUUAAACGAUCUUCGUGCAGCUCGACACUCCCUUCUUGCAAUUCUGAAACAGUUCCCACACGACAUGACAGUUCUGGCAGAGCUCCGCCCAAUACUCAUUGAAGUAUCAGAUCUGGCCCUCUGCGCCACUCUCUAUCACGCUGCCCUGGAACACUAUCAGGUCAUUCAGCCUCUGGGUCCUGCACAGCCCGUCAACACCUCCUUGACUGACCACCCGCCACCAAACCAAAUAUUCGGUUUCAUUGACCUCUUGGUGCUCGCCGACCUGUAUAACACUAUGGCAGAAUACGAUCAUGCAAUCCAAACUAUAAGGAAAGGAUGCAGGUGGUUGCAAGGCCGUGCCAGCCAACGCUUCUGGGAUGGAUGUGUCGAUGACCGAGAGUACGAUUUACCCCGCGAGGAUCGAGGCAAUGUGAACAUAGAGCGAGGCGGCGAUGUUCAACCUGGUCACUAUCCUCUUGACGUCAACGCUCGACACCGACUUGCUAUCGCACGAAUUAAGCUAGGAGAAGUCGAGGAAGGCAAGAUGCAUGCGACUAUCGUCCUCGCGCAAGAUGUUCUCGAUUAUGCUGCUCUUUUUGGAGAGAUCGCAGACUCGUAUUUUGAGCGUGAGAUGUAUGCUGAUGCGAGGCCGAUAUAUGAAGUUCUCGGCGCGGACCCUGCAACUAGUAGCUUGUACGUACUGCUUCAGGUUGCUGUAUGUCGUAGGAUGCUCGGCGACCUGCAAGAGGCCUCGGAGGUCUAUAAACAAGUCAUCGAUGCAGAUCAAACCAACAACGAUGCGAAGAUGAAACUAGCAGAGCUCUACGAAAUCAUGGAUGAGCCUCGGAAGGCCCUGGAACUUGUUUACCAAGUCAUCGACUCUCGUAAACGACGCGCUAACCAGCCAGAAGCUACGCCCGCGCCCGAUACCGUUCCUCAACCCCAAGGCGCCUCCCUCUUCGAAGAAAAAUUACGCACCAAAGCAAAAACUCCAGUUCCCGGUAAAAGUCGGCUCACCUUACCCGAGCUCAAAGCGCUCGAAGAGCAACGCGAGCGAGAAGUGCUUUUGGGGUAUAAUCGCGUUGAAGAUCUGUGGUCGCGGAUGCUGCAUGCGGACGUGGAGGCGGAGAGGGAGUGGAUGAUUGAAGCUGAAAAACUUGUGGAGAUGUUUCGGGAGACGAGGAAUUUAUUUUUGACGACGAGGGACUAUGAUUUCAAGGGCAUGUUCCCGAAGAGAAAAAAUCAACGAAGGGACGAUACGGAGGAGGAUAGGAUGGCGUCAAGGCUCGAGCUUAAUGAACGCGACAAACAUACUCGCAGAAUCAAAGAUGACGGUCAAGCAUCUGAGAAGGUAGAUUCGUUCCGCGGUGUUACAUUUGCGAGCUGGCUGAGGAUUUUCAUGCAAUAUGCCUUCGUUCUUACCAAGCGAGGAGAUUACGAUCAAGCUGAAGAAGUCCUGCGCCAUGUCCUCUUAUCGAAUGCCUAUAGAGAUCCUAACUUACAGACCACGAUUCGAAUUGCGAUUACUACGUGUGCCAUCUUUGCUGGCAAGUUCUCUGUCGCAGUAGAACAAUGUCGCAAAGUCAUCAACACUCACCAAUUCAACAACGAGGCUUUCCGCCUUCUCCUAGUUUCGUUGGCCAGUGGACACCGCCCUACUGAUUCAUUCGUUUCUUCUACGUUGCAGAAACAUACACUUCGAGAACUCCGACUUCACGAUGCUGCUGUCAAGACUCCGGAGCUUAUGAAAUGGAAUGUUAUUGGGCGGAAAUAUAAUAUGUCGUCGUCAGGCAAGGAAGAACCAUUGAAGGCGAACGAAGUUGAGGAAGAAGGAGAUGAAGAAGCUGAGAUUGCUGGUCCAGCGGAAAGUCACACGACGGAGAGUACCACGACGGAGAAAACAGCAGUUCAGAUGCCUACGAAGAAUAAUCCAAUCAUCGUGACUCUUUAUGGUCAGAUGUCUCUCGCUGCCAAGAGCUAUCAGAGUGCCAUAUUCUAUUUGUUGCAUGCAUACGAUUAUUGCCCCGAAGACCCUGUCGUCUGCCUGUCGCUGGCCAUAGCUUCUCUUGGUAGAGCUAUGCAGCGGCAGUCUGACAAUCGACAUCACAUGAUAGCACAAGGAAUGGCCUUCUUGUCUCAAUAUCGUAAAAUCCGAAAAUCAUCCGGUGACGAAAUGCUUGCAGAGAUAGAUUACAACUUCGGUCGAGCGUUCCAUCAGCUUGGACUUCACACGCACGCUGUCUCGCAUUAUGAGCGUGUUCUUGAGAUUGCCGAGAAACGGGGAGGCGAGAAGUAUGCAUCCGUCGCAAAAGAGGCCGCGUAUAAUCUUUCUCUUAUCUAUGUGACCACUGGCGCUGUACCAUUGGCUGAUGCACUCUACAGACGAUGGUUAUCUAUAUAAUGCAAUACGGCUUCUAAUUCAUACUAGUCCCCUAUUAUGCGUCUCACUUGUGUUGAUUUCGUCUGAGACCAUCAUUUGUGUCACGACUAUCCU
Suillus paluster is the source of this 3244-nucleotide messenger RNA. RefSeq lists its product as uncharacterized. The coding region runs from base 263 to 3151 and encodes 962 amino acids. Lineage: Eukaryota; Fungi; Basidiomycota; Agaricomycetes; Boletales; Suillaceae. Gene Ontology annotation, biological process: transcription by RNA polymerase III. Gene Ontology annotation, cellular component: transcription factor TFIIIC complex. Gene Ontology annotation, molecular function: protein binding. The transcript is spliced from 17 exons. The record is from RefSeq and is a predicted model, not a curated record.